Myotis myotis is the source of this 2432-nucleotide messenger RNA. Its product is annotated as zinc finger protein 501-like. Bases 124 to 465 code for a protein of 113 amino acids. The record is from RefSeq and is a predicted model, not a curated record. The transcript is spliced from 4 exons. NCBI's taxonomy places the organism in Eukaryota, Metazoa, Chordata, Mammalia, Chiroptera, Vespertilionidae. Gene Ontology annotation, biological process: regulation of transcription by RNA polymerase II. Gene Ontology annotation, molecular function: RNA polymerase II cis-regulatory region sequence-specific DNA binding; DNA-binding transcription factor activity.
CAUUCAAGUCCUUCUGCCUGUGAGUGUGGUGGAAGCACGGCAUAUCCUCAAGAUGCAGGUGUGAUUGGUCAACAUAAAGUCGCCUGAGAAAACAGCCCAGAGCAGGAGGAGGAAGAGGACAGUAUGGCUGCUUCUCAGGGGCAGUUGACCUUCAGCGAUGUGGCCAUAGAAUUCUCUCAGGAGGAGUGGGCGUGCCUGGACCCAGCUCAGCGGGAACUGUACAGGGACGUGAUGUUGCAGAACUACAGGAACCUGGUGUUCCUGGGUGUGUCUAAACCAGACCUACUCACCUUUUUGGAGCACAUGAAGGAGCCCUGGGAGUUGAAGGGAAAAAAGACAAUACCCAUCCAGCCAGGUAGGUGGGAAUCAAGGAAACAGCUGAACCAGAGGGACAGAUCCUCUCCAACACUUACUCACCAAUAUCAUCUAAGGAUUCUUUUUCUGCUUCCAUCACAUUUGCAGUGAGAGCCAAAGUCUUCUUGUAACAGUGUAAGGGUGGCAUGACCUGGCUACUAUUGGAUUUCUUGGUGAACUUGGGGAAGUCUGUACAUGUUGCUGAUGAAUUUUAUGUUAAACUAGUUUUAAAGUUCUGUUUUCUGCCCCAUGUAAGUAAUUUGGGAGGGAAGUGGUUGAGAUACUGGAAUUUGGUUCCCACAUCCCAGGAACACUGUGGGUCAGUGUCCAAGUUGUCUUAUUCUUCCUUUUGCUUGAUGAAGUCUUUUUCUGAUGUUUCUAUUGUAUAUUUCAAUUCAGGCACUAACUAUUCUUCAGCUCCCUAUAUCUGUUUGGUUCUUUCUUAUACUUUCUGUCUGCUUGCAUUUUUAUUAUUGUCAUGCCUAAUUUUGAUGGCAAUAAUUAGUUCUGUAUGUUUUUCCAAUUGAGCCCUUUUAAGGUGUUCUUUUUUCUCUCAUAUCUUUGUCAGGUAAUUAACAUAUGUUCAUUAUCUUAGGGCCAACUUACGGAGAUUUAUUUUGUUCCUCUGGUUGGAUUGUUUCUCUGGUUCUUCAUUUCUGUUUCUUGUGAUCUUUUGUUGUGAUCCCAUUCUUUAUAAACUUGCUUUGUAUAGGAGAACAAAAAUAACUAUCAGCUGUGGUAGGUUUUUAAAGGCCUGUCACACCUAUUCUGGAAAGUGUAAUUGGUGUGUGGGUGUGUAUGUGUGUGUGUUUAACUCACUUUUAAAAAUUUUCUAUUGUAGUUGCCAAUAUAAUAUUAGUUUCAGGUGUACGCCCCAAUAAUUAGACAUUACAUAGUUUCUGUGCUGGAGCCACUUAGCCAGAGUUAUGGGGGGGUACACUGGGGCCAGAUCCUGCUUGUUUGAGACAUUGUUGUAAAGACUGAAGCAUAAGACAAUUUAGGCUGUUUGUAUGGAAUAGCCACUGGAAACAGCUUUGGUGGUCCCACAUGUUGAUGGGGUGAGGUGUCAGGAAAUCUUCAGGGUGUGGUGAAAAGUGUGAGCCAAAUUGAUGGAGACUCAGCUGUGGCUCCUGUUUGCCAGCUAUGUGGGUGAAAGGCUCAGAAAAGAAACAAUGGCUUCUACCAAGACUUAUGCCUGGGAGAAAGCUCCUUCUACAGCCCUCAUCCUUCAGGUCCAACCUGUAUGUCCCUGGUACCAUUCAGGCUGCUGCCACAGCACUGGAGCUCACAGGGCAUGAAUCUGAAUAAGUCAGAGCAUGAGCCCUUUAAGAGGAAUUGCCUAGGACUCCAUCAGCUCUCCAUCUCAUUCAACCACAAUCCUUGCUAGUUUUUACAGCCAGAGUAAUGGGAACAUCUCUUCUUGGCAUUGGAACCCGGGGCUAGAGGGCCUUCUGUGGGCUGUGACCCUUCACUCCUCAGAUGCAACCUCUGAAGCCGAUAUGCCACUGGUGAUUUUUAUCCACCAUGUGAGCCCAGUCCAUUCUGUGACAUUGCACCUCCUACCAGUCUGGAUAAGCCUUCUUUAUGUCCUUAGUUUUACAACUUCAUUCAGUUAGGUUUCAGUCAGUUCUGAGAGAUGGUUUUCCUGUAGUCCAGUUGUAUUUUUUUUUAUGUGGUUGUGGGAGGUUGCCAGUGCCACAGUUACCUACACCUCCAUCGAGACCAGAAGCCUGCGUGUGUGAGUUUUGUGUAACUUUCCAGUUUAAAACAUAUUUUGCUUUUAUUUAGAGCCCAUGAUAUUUUCCCAUUCCUGUGUCAGAAAGAGUGAGCAGGUAUUUUGGGCAAAUGUACAUUAUUUGUUUCCGUCUUUGAUAUGACUUUUUUAUUUUGUGCUUUCUGGUGGGUAUUGUGGUCUUUGAACUGGCUUCUGAAGUACUUUAGAAGGUAAUUAGAUCAGUAAUUGUUGGUAAGUUAACAUUUCCAUGGAGGAAGAAAGUUUUUGUGCUUCCUGUUCUUCUAUCUCACUGAAGUCUUCUUACAGGUAUUAAUUCUGUACAUUAAAAUUUAAAGAAUAUUUA